Owenia fusiformis is the source of this 987-nucleotide messenger RNA. Lineage: Eukaryota; Metazoa; Annelida; Polychaeta; Sabellida; Oweniidae. The record is from the annotation of a GenBank genome assembly.
UUCGCUAAUCAGUUACACCACAUUUGUUUGUACUUCCGGUUCAAAAGUUGUAUAACUAUUUUGUAAAAUUGUCGAUCUAAACUGAAUAUUCCGUGUAUUAUAGACCAUUUGGAGCUCAGAAAUUUAGUCUUUAACAAUCCUAAAGUAUCAAGAACAUACUCAACAUGUCAUCUUUCGUCGACGCCGAGAUUCAGUCCGGAAAGAAAGUUGUAGUAUUUUCAAAAACCUAUUGCCCAUACUGCAGUAGAUGUAAGAAGGUUCUUCAAGCUCAUAUUGGGAAGGAAAUAACUGCCGCUGAUUUCAAAUGGAUUGAGAUGGACAACAUGUCUAACUGCAGCGAAAUACAAGCAUACUUGAGGAAAAUUACUGGAGCUAGUUCAGUACCAAGAGUCUUCAUUAAUGGUAAGAGUGUCGGAGGGUGUGAUGAAACCACCGCCUUGGAUAAGAGUGGAAAACUCUCAGCCAUGCUGAAAGCCUAACUCUUCAUCCAUCAAAGUCAGAUGUAAGCCGCAUCCAAUUUAACAAUCUUACAGGGUACAUCGGAACAUAUAGAAAAUCGAAACAUUUAUUUACCUUGCUUUUGAAGUAUUACAAGUUACAAUUAUCAGCAUCAAGAACCAUAUUACAUUUAUAUAUACAGUGCACUUAUGAAAAUUAACAUUUACAGUAUCAUGAAUGACUGUGGUACAUAAUUGAUAUAAUUAAGGAACGCACAAAAGCCAUGAUCUAACCAGUAUUUGUAUCAAUAUGGUGCCAAAUGGACAACCUUAUUUUAUUAUAUGUCACUGUCAAGGUGCCAAUUUAUAUUAAUAAGCAGUAUUCUGGUAAACCUGGUAUCAAACAGGCUGAUCCAGAUUUUUUCAGGGAUGAUACAUUGUUUGCUUCUCUGUUUUCUUCUCUUUCGGUCUUCCUCUUGUUAUUUGAAAUCAUGUUGCUGAUAUUAUAUAGCUUUUCUCUAUCUCUAACAAGGAGGAUUGGCUCCCAGAG